UCUGAAUACGACGUCGACGUCCUCUCCCAUUGAGAAGGGAAGCAUCUCUGCCAGUAGUAUCUUUAACCUUUGAACUCCCGAGUGUGCCAGUCGUCCGCCAUAUUGACUGUUGUCUUGACUGGAGGAGACAGAACGUUUUGAGGUCCGAGAAGAAACGAAAGUGUGCUCCUAAAAUAACCAAAACUGGUGCAAACUUGGCCAAAGCAUAUCGUAGCCACCACCGUCAUGGCGAGGAAGAAAAGUAAGCAGCAAGGGGUCGCCCAGAAGGAGCUGGCGCCUGGAACGCAGAACGCACCGAAGAGCUCAGUCUCUCCCGGCGAUGCAGCUGGCGGUGGCGGUGGGGAUGCUGGGCUGGAUAGGUUGGCCAACACCAGAGCGAAUCAGCCCAUGCACACCUGCUGUCUCCUGUGCCAUCGAGAGUUUAAAGACUGGGGUGCAGGCUCGGUCAACGGACUUCCCGGGGUCCACGGGACGAAGCUGGCCGACGCAGUGCCUGCGCUCUCCCAAGCGCUUUUGCGAGAGGUGCCGGGGCGCAAGCUGGCGGACGCAGUGCCCUCCCUGUCCCAGUCCCUGCUGGGUGAGGUGCCUCUUUGGAUCUGUCAGAGCUGCUGUAAGAGUGUGGAAGAGGAGGAGAAGCGGAGCACGCAGGAGCAACAACAGGUACCUUUGUCGCAUUCUUCCUCCUGUAAAUCCCAAAGUUGCGGGAACGGUUACCCCGAGCAGAGUUCUGUGGACUGGGACCCCAGCUCCUUCCUGUCAGCCCACAAACUGUCAGGUCUCUGGAACUCCGCCCACGCCAACGGAGGGGAGCACUGCAAUCACAACACUUCACACUCACAGCAAGGUAUAACGGCAGGAUCAGCCUGUCACGACAAAAGAGGCCUUCAUGAAGCACCCGGAAAAUCUGCAAAAACCUCAGCGCCCAAAGUUUGUCCCUACAGCCAUCCAUCCUCCCAGAACUCCAGUGGACCUUCUGCUGGGAACUCCCUGUCUACCUCAGCAGACCUUUGUAAAACCACUCCCAAGCACUUCAAGACCAUGUGUCGCCGGCCGACUCCACCAGGUGAAGCCUUUCAUCCCAAUGACCACCACCAACACACGGACUUGUCUGUACCUCCAAACAGCCCCACUGGCCUUUCUUCCCAGCAUUCCUCACUCCUGCCGCUAAAGUCAAACUCUGGACUGCAUGGCCAUGUAAACUCCUCCUGUGGCGGCGGCGGCAUGGCAGCCCACGCCCCCUUCUCCCCGCUUGUACCCAACCUCCACAGCCCCACCGCCAAACUCAGCUCUCCAAGCCCCGACAGCCCCACAUCUGUGCACAAGCCCAGCCCGUGUAAAAACUCCCACAUUCCCUCGGUGAACACGCAACACAGCAAGCUCGGCACGUCUCUCAUGGGUUGCAACCACUCCUGUAACGGACACAGUCAGGGAACCGUGCCUCCCUCCAAUGUCGGCCAUCUGACAGCUGGGGCCUGCAGGGAUCAGGUAUGUAAGGGACACAAAGUGACGAACGGGACGCUGUGCCACCCUUCGUCUGAGCUGGAUGAAGGCGAGGAUGAGGACAGCAGCUCUGAGAGAAGCUCCUGCGCCUCCUCUUCCACCAAUCAGAAGGACGGAAAGUACUGCGACUGCUGCUAUUGCGAGUUCUUUGGACACAAUGCGCCUCCAGCUGCACCGACGAGUCGAAACUACGCCGAGAUCAGAGAGAAGCUCCGCUCGCGUCUGACCCGCCGCAAGGAGGAGCUCCCUCAGCGUCAAGACUCGGACCUGACGGCAGCCGGGAUCAUCGACAACAGGGACGUGGACGAGCUGCUGGACUUCAUCAACAGUUCUGAACCCAAACCCGUCAACAGCGCCAAAGCUGCCAAAAGGGCUCGACACAAACAGAAAAAGAAGGAAAAAGCUCAGCAGUGCAGCACAGGUGCUGCAGGCACCGAACCUCACUGCGGUCCGCCCGAGCUCGCCGAGGAGCCCGUUUCCGACGCCCCAGAGACCAGCCGUCUGCUCGACUGGCCCCAGCUGGAACUCGAACGGGUCAACAGUUUCCUCACAAGUCGACUGGAGGAGAUUAAGAACACCAUCAAAGACUCGAUACGAGCCUCGUUCAGCAUGUACGACCUCAACCUGGACGUCAACGACUUUCCAAAGAAAGCAGCCACACUGGAGGGAAACCAUCUACUUUCCCACCUCAAUGGUUCCUCUGACUUGCAGCAGAUUGACCUGGACCUCUCUCCGCUCUCCCUGGGAACGUUUAAGAGUCACCUGGACCUGGUUAACGGGUGGGAGGACACAAACAUUGCCUCAUCCUCUAGUGCCACAACCACUUCAUCGGGAGUCGGUGCUGCUUCAAAAGACGACCAACGGUUGCAGACUCCCGCCGGUCUUUCAAAACUUGUAAGGGUUCGUUCUCCAGAUGGAUGUUCGUUAUCUGGAUCUGACAGUUUACCACAGGUGCCCGACCAAGCGGUGGCUAAAUCAAAGGAGGAGACCCCAGAUCCGAAAAACGCAGCAGUCAGGAACUGCGGUGGGAAGUCGAAGAAGAACAAAAAGCACCAACAGAAGCAGGAACAACCUGUGGCGGAGCUGAACUCCUACAAACCAAACAAAGCUCCCUGUGGAAGCGAAGUACAGCCGACCAACGAGGUGAAGGAAACGGCACUGAACGGCUCCAAGUCCGGGAGCAAACACCUUCACCCGCCCGCAGAAAACCCGAAAAACGGACCUAAAAAAGUUGAGGAGAGCAGACCCCCCAAGCACGUAACAAACGGCGGCCCUUUGGCUCUUCAGAAGGGGAAAGGUGACGCAGAGACUCGCGGCCGGCCUGACCAGGAACCUGUGAGCAAAUCUCAUCCCGCUUUUCCAGCAAAUGGGACUCCACCGCAGCAAGCCAAGGGGAAAAACAAGAAAAACAGAAACAAGGGAGAGAAAUCCAACAACGUUAUUGAUGAUGUUUUUCUCCCAAAAGAUGUUGAUCCCACCGAAAUGGAUGAGACUGAUAGAGAAGUCGAGUACUUUAAAAGGUUUUGUCUCGAUUCUGCUAAGCAGACCCGCCAGAAGGUAGCAGUGAACUGGUCAAACUUCAGCCUGAAAAAGGUUCCCAGCAACGCAGCGCAAUAGCUUGAACGAGUGCCAGAAAAAAAAAACUCUUUCAGUGGAGCCCCGUUUGGUCUGAGGCCUUCCCCACCCUCCCAGUUUUUGUUCUCCUCCUUACAAAAGCCAAGGGACCCUGGUUUGACAUUUUACUCUCCAUUCAGACGACUGACAACGUGACUUAUGGCUCACGAGCCGGACAGCGUUCUCAAGGCCAACUAUACCUUUUGCUAUUACUGCAAUGUUCACUGUUCAAUGAGACUUGCAAAAUUUAUGUUGAAUCAACUGCAUCCGUGUGCUUACAUAUGUAGUAUGUAAACAGUUACCAUACAUGAAAUAAAUGGUUUUUAUCACAA
Oryzias melastigma (Indian medaka) is the source of this 3446-nucleotide messenger RNA. RefSeq names its product family with sequence similarity 193 member B (gene fam193b). Gene Ontology annotation, cellular component: cytoplasm; nucleus. The record is from RefSeq and is a predicted model, not a curated record. Bases 226 to 3117 code for a protein of 963 amino acids. The transcript is spliced from 10 exons. NCBI's taxonomy places the organism in Eukaryota, Metazoa, Chordata, Actinopteri, Beloniformes, Adrianichthyidae.